Messenger RNA from Microdochium trichocladiopsis, 1551 nucleotides. RefSeq names its product aminopeptidase-like protein Y. Gene Ontology annotation, biological process: proteolysis. The transcript has 2 exons. Gene Ontology annotation, molecular function: metalloexopeptidase activity; aminopeptidase activity. The record is from RefSeq and is a predicted model, not a curated record. Bases 1 to 1551 code for a protein of 516 amino acids. NCBI's taxonomy places the organism in Eukaryota, Fungi, Ascomycota, Sordariomycetes, Xylariales, Microdochiaceae.
AUGGCUGCCCGCAGCCUCUUGCUUCUCGCGGCUGCUGCCUCCGCGGCAGUCAGCUCCGCCUCCGCCCUCGACCCUGUCCAGCGUCCCCUCGGCAGCCAGCACUCGACAGAGAGCAUCCUCGCAACCAAGAGGCCCCUCGUCGAUUCCCAGAAGCUGCAGGACAGCAUCUCCAUCGACGCCCUCGUCAAGCGCGCCGAGAAGCUCUUCGACAUUGCCAAGCUCUCCGAGCACGAGUACAACCACCCGACCCGUGUCAUCGGCAGCGCCGGCCAUGUCGGCACCCUCAAGUACAUCGAGCAACAGAUCGCAGAGCUCGGCGACUACUACCACUUCUGGAACCAGUCCUUCCCCGCCAUCAGCGGCCGUGUCAACGAGCACCGCCUUGUGAUAGGAAAUGACGUUUCAAAGUCGGGCGUCCCCAUGCAGCUCACUCCCCCGACCAAGGACAAGGAGCCCGUGCACGGCGACCUCGUCCUUGUCGACAAUGAGGGCUGCGACGAAUCCGAUUACCCCAAGGAACUCAAGGGCAACAUUGCCUUCAUCCUCCGUGGCACCUGUGCCUAUGGCACAAAGUCCGAGCUGGCUGGCAAAGCCGGCGCCAAGGCGGCCAUCGUCUACAACUACGACCACGACGUCAUCCACGGCACGCUUGGCUCCCCGACGCCCAACCAGAUUGCGACCUUUAGUCUCUCUGGCGACGAGGCCGCGCCCAUCAUCAAGGAUAUCAAGGCCGGCAAGACCGUUGACGCCAUUGCCUACAUCGAUGCGGACGUCAUCACCACCAUCACCACCAACCUCCUCGCCCAGACCGUCGAGGGCGACCCGGACAACUGCGUCAUGCUUGGCGGCCACAGCGACAGUGUCACUGCCGGCCCGGGCAUCAACGACGACGGCUCUGGCAGUCUGUCCAUCCUCGAGGUCGCCACGCAGCUGACCAAGUUCAGCGUCAACAACUGUGUGCGUUUCGCCUGGUGGGCCGGCGAGGAGGAAGGCCUGCUGGGAUCCGACUACUACGUGUCCGUCCUGCCCGAGGACGAGAACAAGAAAAUCCGCCUGUUCAUGGACUAUGACAUGAUGGGCUCCCCCAACUUUGCCUACCAGAUCUACAACGCCACCAACGCUGCCAACCCGGUCGGCUCCGAGGAGCUGCGCGACCUCUACAUCGACUGGUACGAGGUCCAGGGUCUCAACUACACCUUCAUCCCCUUUGACGGCCGCAGCGACUACGACGGCUUCAUCCGCAACGGCAUCCCCGGCGGCGGCAUCGCCACGGGCGCCGAGGGCAUCAAGACCGAGGCUGAGGUCACCCAGUUCGGCGGCAAGGCCGGCGACUGGUACGACCCGUGCUACCACCAACUUUGCGAUGACGUGGGCAACGUGAACGCGACGGCCUGGGAGGUCAAUACCAAGCUCAUUGCCCACAGCGUGGCGACAUACGCGUUGUCCUUCGAUGGCUUCCCCAAGAGGACAGACUCGAGCUCACUCGGCGCCACUGUGGAGAGCGCAUACGAGAAGGAGGUCAAGUACCACGGCACAUUUGCUUUCAUCUAA